GCGGUCAUUGCAGACCCCUUUUCUGGUUCCCGCGGUGUUGGAGGCGGAGCUCCAGCUGCCUCGGAGCCGGCUGGGAGGAUCCACUUUGGGCUCCGAGCCGGCCCUCAGGCUGGGGUCGUGUCCGAUCUAAGCUAUCCUGGAAAAGGCUUUCCCUAUCCCGAGCUCGAGGCAUAGCCCGCAGACCUCCUUCGCGCGCCGCCUGGAGUUUGAUUCUGGCCCAGGCUGGCCAUCCCUUUGGUCGCCGGGUCUUCCCUUGGCGGUUACGGGGAACGGGACUCUAAGAUCCCUGGGUUCCGGGAGGAAGGAAGGGACUUGAGUGCGGGCCACCGGCCCCCUCGGUGUUUUGUUAUGAUGGGACCGCUUCAUUCCGGAGAAUGGGCCACACUAAGCCAGGAGUACAAAUGUCCAGGCUGCUCCUCGGUCCGGUCGGGAGCCUCUAUGCUUUAGUUCCGGGUGCGGGCUCCCUGAUGCUUGGGUGGGAAUUGCCUGAGUCUAGCCCCCAUCAAGGCGGAGUUGGCGGCUUUCCAGUUUCCCUCCUCCGUGCCCUUGAAAAGGAGGAGCGUUUUGCCCGGUGGCAGCCGCAGCUUGCGAGGUGGCAGGUUUGAGGUUGCAGUGGUGGGGCACUGCCAGCCAAAAAUAACCAUGGGUCGCUUGGGUGGCAGGAAUCCGGGAGGGCAGCCGCUGACCUGGCUGGCUGCUCUUCUUGUUAGCCCGGUUCUCUAGCCAGGAACAGCAAAUGAGAAGCCAGAGAGGCCUGUGCUCAGAGAAAAGCUGGCAUCUUUAGCUUAGUUUCAUUGGUCACAUUACCUUUUUCUUUACUGUGCAGAGCAGAGCUUCCCAAAGCAUAAUUGUGGUCCUUAAGUUUUAAAAUAGCUUUUCUGCUGAGGUCUCAGGAAACCAGGGAAUUUUCGAGAAAUAGGCUCAAAAGACCUGGCUGGGAGCAUGACGUGGGCCACCUGGUAUUUCCCAUUUUUCACCUGCCUUGGAUGCGUUGCAAGGGAGAUGAUCUCUAUUACUGCCUAUGUGUGGUACUUCAUGGCCAAAAUACUUGGCCAUCUUUGCCCAUCUAAAAGGUGUUAUCUUUAUUUUUCAGGCAUGACAACUGAGGUCUAGAGUGACUUGUAUAAGGCCACAGGGCCAGUAAGUGGCAGCACUGGGAUCAAGUUCAAGGUUUCCUGCCAAAACUUCCUACCCGGUCUCUUGGAAGGAAGGAAUUAUAAAUUAAGGCAUUCAGCAUAUCCCUGAGUGUUAGCCGGCAUCUUCUCAGUGCUAAUGAAAGGCUGUCUUUAGUACUUCUUGUGGCCCAAACCUGUGCUAGGCUUUUACUUUAUAGGGCAGACAUAUUUAAUUCUUACGGAGCCUGUAAGAGAUUAUUGUUCCCUUGUUUCAAGAGGAGGCCGAAGCUCAAAAUGGUUUAAUAACUUGCCCAAAGGCAAACAGUGAGGUGGUAGUGCUGUGGAUCAGGUUGACUUUCAACUCUGAAGCUGUGACUUUCCACUCAAGUAGACAUAUGUGGUCAUAGAAUCUAUCUAGGUCUCAGAAGGAAAAUUUUGGCCUGCUGUAGAUUAGAUCACAUUACCACAUUCUCCAGAUAGGAUUCCUGCUUAGAGUGCUCCGUCUGCCUGGUGAAGAUGGGCAGGACCAUUUGCCUUUUGGGAAGAUGUGUGCCCUGGCCAGUAGGAUGUCUUUUGGGUCAAUUAGUGAGACGUGACAUACUGCUUUCAGACCAUAGCUUGAGCACCUGCCAUAAGAUAAUGGGGGUGGGGGUGGGAACAUUCAGAUGAUUGUGAAAACAAGUCUUCUGAUUUUAUAUAGUGUUUAUCACCAAGGAUUUCUGGUUCCCUAGACUUUUCAGAUGGUGGGUUGUUAGUGGGAAGAUAGAUGGCAGUGUCUUUCUUAGGGUUCCCAGAGGCUCCCAGAGGUUUAGAUAAAUUGCCUCCCUAUCCUGCUCAUACACAAGUACCUAUUUCAUCUUUGGACUGUGCUGGUGAGAUGGAGCAGCCUUGAUGGAUUUGUUUAAAAGGUGCUUGGCCGGGCAAGCCUAGGACUACGCACUACUAGGAGGUUGGGUGUGAGCGAUUGAAGGCUUGGAAAGCAAACAAGCUGUGCUCUCAUGCCUGGCCAUCUGGUGGAGAGAAUGAGAAGGGGUUGGAUAUGGGUGAAAACAGUGCCAGACUCAUGUAGCCAUCUCUGUCAAUGGUUGCCGAACCCACUUGGGAGUCUCCUGUAUUGGAUCUAAGUGCUCAGUGGCUAAGGAAUACUUGUCCUACUUCCCAAUGUACAGCCACGUCUUGGCUCCUCCAGAGAUAGGGCAGAGAGAGAGAGAGAGAGGGAGAGAGAGAGAGUGUGCUGGAGUGGGAGCUAGAGGGAUGGCAGUGAUGCUGUUAGUGAAAGGUGAAACACCUGGUAUGGGACUCUAGUUGGUCUGAGGGCCACUAGGAUGUGCCUCCGGCAAGAAGCUUAGAGUCCCUGAGGAUUGUGGCACCUUUCUGGGCUGAGACUGGACGGGUCAGUAAGAACUGGGCAGGCCUUCUGGGCCCAGGCCCACUUGGCUGGAACCUGGCAGAGAUGCAUCACUGUAAGCGAUACCGUUCCCCAGAGCCAGACCCAUACCUGAGCUACCGCUGGAAGAGGAGGCGGUCUUACAGUCGGGAGCAUGAAGGUCGACUACGAUACCCAUCCCGAAGGGAGCCUCCCCCACGGAGAUCAAGGUCCAGAAGCCAUGAUCGUAUACCCUACCAGAGGAGGUACCGGGAACACCGAGACAGCGAUACAUAUCGGUGUGAAGAGCGGAGCCCAUCCUUUGGAGAGGACUGCUAUGGGUCUUCACGUUCUCGACAUCGGAGACGGUCACGAGAGAGGGGGCCGUACCGUACCCGCAAGCAUGCCCACCACUGUCACAAACGUCGUACCAGGUCUUGUAGCAGCGCCUCCUCGAGAAGCCAACAGAGCAGUAAGCGCAGCAGCCGGAGUGUGGAAGAUGACAAGGAGGGCCACCUGGUGUGCCGGAUCGGCGAUUGGCUCCAAGAGCGAUAUGAGAUCGUGGGGAACCUGGGUGAAGGCACCUUUGGCAAGGUGGUGGAGUGCUUGGACCAUGCCAGAGGGAAGUCACAGGUUGCCCUGAAGAUCAUCCGUAAUGUGGGCAAGUACCGGGAAGCUGCUCGUCUAGAAAUUAAUGUUCUCAAGAAAAUCAAGGAGAAAGACAAAGAAAAUAAGUUCCUUUGUGUCCUGAUGUCUGACUGGUUCAACUUCCAUGGUCAUAUGUGUAUCGCCUUUGAGCUCCUGGGCAAGAACACCUUUGAGUUCCUGAAGGAGAACAACUUCCAGCCUUAUCCCCUACCACAUGUCCGGCACAUGGCCUACCAGCUCUGUCAUGCCCUUAGAUUUCUACAUGAGAACCAGCUGACCCACACAGACUUGAAGCCAGAGAACAUCUUGUUUGUGAAUUCUGAGUUUGAAACCCUCUACAAUGAGCACAAGAGCUGCGAGGAGAAGUCAGUGAAGAACACCAGCAUCCGAGUGGCAGACUUUGGCAGUGCCACAUUUGACCAUGAACAUCACACCACCAUUGUCGCCACCCGGCAUUACCGCCCACCUGAGGUGAUCCUUGAGCUGGGCUGGGCACAGCCCUGUGAUGUCUGGAGUAUCGGCUGCAUUCUCUUUGAGUACUACCGUGGCUUUACACUCUUCCAGACCCAUGAAAACAGAGAACACUUGGUUAUGAUGGAGAAGAUCCUAGGACCCAUCCCAUCACACAUGAUCCACCGUACCAGGAAGCAGAAGUAUUUCUACAAAGGGGGCCUGGUUUGGGAUGAGAACAGCUCUGACGGGCGGUAUGUGAAGGAGAACUGCAAACCUCUGAAGAGUUACAUGCUCCAGGACUCCCUGGAGCAUGUGCAGCUGUUUGACCUGAUGAGGAGGAUGUUAGAGUUCGACCCUGCUCAGCGCAUCACACUGGCAGAAGCUUUGCUGCACCCCUUCUUUGCUGGCCUGACCCCUGAGGAGCGGUCCUUCCACAGCAGCCGUAACCCCAGCAGAUGACAGGUGCAGGCCAGCACACGAAGAGUUGGAGAGCUGGACUGGGCUGCUGGCCCCUUUUCUCCAGCCUCUCCUACUGGCUUCAGAGCCAGAGCCACCGAUGAACAGUGCAAUGUGAAGGAAGGCAGGAACCUGCAAGGGAUUGGGGGUGUGGUGCCCAGCUGCCAGAAAGCACAGAUUGGACCCAAGCUAUUUAUAUGUUGUAAAGUUAUAAUAAAGUGUUUCUUACUGUUUGUAA
This is a messenger RNA of Rattus norvegicus (Norway rat), 4276 nucleotides long. It is a transcript of the gene Clk3, whose product is annotated as CDC-like kinase 3. Gene Ontology annotation, molecular function: protein kinase activity; protein tyrosine kinase activity; protein serine kinase activity. NCBI's taxonomy places the organism in Eukaryota, Metazoa, Chordata, Mammalia, Rodentia, Muridae. The record is from RefSeq and is a predicted model, not a curated record. Gene Ontology annotation, cellular component: cytoplasm; nucleus; acrosomal vesicle.